This is a messenger RNA of Penicillium olsonii, 1485 nucleotides long. The record is from the annotation of a GenBank genome assembly. NCBI's taxonomy places the organism in Eukaryota, Fungi, Ascomycota, Eurotiomycetes, Eurotiales, Aspergillaceae.
AUGAGACUCAAGGCCAUUAAAACGGCCAUUGCCAUGACUAGCGGGGCAUACAAAACAAGCUUGGUCUCCUAUUUUACACACAGGGACCUUUUCCCCUCGCUGAUGAAGUAUGUUUCCGAUGCGGAAACUUCACUGCAAGUGUUUAAUCCAUUUCUCCUCUUGGGAUUGCUUGCAAACUACAACAAAUUCGAGUUCCAAAAUCCCUAUCAGCUUCGACUGGAUGAUUUCGUUAAUGAAUCGAGCAUCCAAAAGAUGGCCAAUGGUGUGGGUCUUGCAUGCGGUGGCUUGCGCAAUGACUAUGUUGCUGUACAAGACGACAUCCCAGAGGGCUGGAAUCUGGCCAACACACUGAUCUUUUUUGGUCUCCGCGCCCUCGCUCCAGGGGCCAAAGACAAAGCAGCCCCUCCGUCUGCAGAGGAAGCGAAGGCAAUGUUUGCUGAUCUACCCGCGCAAGAGGCCUCGAUUCUCUUGGCUACAUACGACUUUACGAACGCCAACAAGAUGUUCGGCUAUCAUCUGGUACACUCAAAGCCGGAGAGCAGCGAAGAAGAGUCUCCAUUCUCGAGUUUCCUGUCAUUGACGUCCUAUCUGCUGCAACAUGCAUACCGAUCCACACGUGUCGGACAUUAUGCCGAGCUGAACCUCUUCACGCUCCGAAUUCUAGUCGAGGACACAACAAUCUGUAAACACAUCUGCGCCGAUGAUGGCAAACGGAAGGUUCGCAUCUGCCGACAGAAACAACCCUACCUCCCUCUGGUCAGCGGCGAUCGUGUCCUCGCAACUGUCAUUUUCGACAUCGUGAUUGAUACCAUCACUCACAACCUCCGUCGCCGACUUGAUGUCAAUAUUUACAGCCAUACCAUUGCCAUUACUCUUCGCCUCCUUACAUAUCUCUCCAAAAACAAAAUCCGCCUCACAUACCACUGGUCUGAGCUCUGGCGGACCCUACUCUCUCUGAUGCGCUUCCUCACAACCUAUGCCUCAGACCUAACCAGUACCCCGAGGAUUCAAACCCUAACAACGAGCCUAGCAGACUUGAUCGCCUUCUGCGUUUCCGGCGGCGACACUUUCCUCCCUGAUCCAGCCUCCUACGACGACCUGUUCUACAAGCUCGUCGAAACAGGCCCUGUAAUCUCUAAAUUCCGCGAUGCAUUUGCUAAAACGAACGAGCAAGCUGCCAUCGACACCCUUCAAUCUGUGUCUACUCACUUCUACACUCUGCUUUUCCACGAGGGCGGGGAGGCUGCCGCCGUUGCUACCCCCAAGCCCGAUGAGCCGACGCCAGUGGCGCUACCGACCAUCAAGAAGAAAAACCUGAGUCCGAAGGAAGUCCAUCGUAUCAUCAAACAGGGUUACGAUACUUUGAGUAUCCAGCCACCUGAAGGUCUGAGUGCAUGGGUCAAGUGGCGAGAGUCGGAGUGGAAGAGUGAGCUGAAACGUGCGGCGAGGUAUGCAGUUGAUGAUGCGAGGCAGUUGGUGGCUUAG